UUUCAGAUGCAGACGACAGCAGCAGUGAGGAGAGUGAGCUCGGCGUCCCCCCCUCCCCUGAAGGAUGUCUCCAGAUGAACCUGGUGUAUCAGCAGGUCCUUCAGGAGACGCUGCAGCAGCUGGAGGAGCUGCUAACAAACAACAACAGACAGCAGAAGGAGCUGGUGUCUCAGCUGUCUGGACCAAUCAGAGAGCGCCCUCAGGAACAGCCCGCCUCCUCGUCCUGUCAGCAGUCCGUCGGCAUGUACCUGGGACGCUUCCUCAAACCGUACUUCAAGGACAAGCUGACCAGCAUGGGUCCUCCAGCCAAUCAGGAGGCGAGAGAGAAGGCCAGCAGGAUGAGUGGCUGUCUGGACGAGAAGCAGCUGAAGAUCAAACGAUGGGAGAGCUGGCAGAAGACCCUGUUGAUCCACUCAGUAUCCAGAGACAGUCUGAGGAAACUCAUCCAGCCCAAACUCUCCAGGGUGGACUACCUGAGCCAGAAGCUGUCCUCAGCAGCAGAGACAGACAAGCAGCCAAUCAGAGAGCAGAUAGACCGUCUGGAGAGAGACAUCGACCUGCUUAGAGGGAAGAAGGAGGAGGAGCUGAUUGGUGAUCGGUACGAUGAACAUGAUUGGCAGAAAAUCUCCAAUAUUGAUUUCGAGGGCACCAGGGACUCGGAGGACAUCCGGCUCUUCUGGAGGAACUUCCUGCACCCGGCCGUCAGUAAGGCCGCGUGGAGCAAGGAGGAGGUGGAGGAGCUGAGGGAGGCCAGCAGGAGGCAUGAGGAGAGACACUGGGAGAGCAUCGCUGAGGAGCUGGGGACGGGGAGGACAGCCUUCCUGUGUCUUCAGACCUAUCAGCGGUUCGUCUCGGUCUCGUUGAAGCGAGGCUGCUGGAUGCCGGAGGAAGACGCUCAGCUCAGAGAGCUGGUGGAGAAGAUGAGGAUCGGAAACUUCAUCCCCUACACCCAGAUGAGUUACUUCAUGGAGGGCCGUGACCCGGCUCAGCUGAUCUACAGGUGGAACCAGGUGUUGGACCCGAGCCUGAAGAAAGGCUUCUGGAGCAAAGAGGAGGACGAGCUGCUGCUGUACGCCGUGUCCCGGCACGGGGAGAAGGACUGGUGGAAGAUCAGGCUGGAGGUUCCCGGGCGCACAGACUCCGGCUGCAGAGACAGGUACUAUGACUGUCUGAAGGCGGAGGUGAAGAAAGGAGUGUUUGACCAACAGGAGACAGGUCUGCUGCUGAUGCUGGUGCACAAACACGGAGUCGGGCGCUGGGCCAGGAUAGCAGCAGAGAUCCCUCAGCGUAACGACGCUCAGUGCAUGAGGACGUGGAGGAAGAUGAGCGGAACGAUGCCUGUGCGUCCUCUGAAGAAAAACUCAACAACAAAAAAUGUCACAGGCAGGAGGGCGCCUGCGCAGAAGGUGGCGCCGACCAGGAAGAGAGUCAGGAGGAGGCCGCCGGUGCAGAAGGAGAAAGAGAAAGAGGAGGAGGAGGAGGAGGAGGAGGAGGAUGAUGAGGAGGAGGAGGAUGAGGAGGAGGUGCUGGUGGUGCCGUACAUGGACAGUGAUGAAGAGAAGCUGGUGAAGAAGAAGAAGAAGAAGCAGGUGAAGAAGAAGAAGAAGCAGGAGGUGGUGCAGUUGGAGGAGGAGCAGGAGUUCACCCCCCCGCCCAUGCAGGAGUGGAUCCCAGUAGAUAAAGCAUGCGCCUCCUGCCUCAGGUUCUCCCCGGUGGACCCUCCCCCCCCCGGAGCCCCCCCCGCCCCGAUGGUCCGCUCCACUCUGCUGGAGGGCCCCGGCGCCUCCUCCUUGUUGGGCCCCCCCCCCACAGAGCGCAGAGGCUCCUCCCUCUUGAUGGUGUCGGAGCAGCAGCUGAGAGCCCGCCUCCUCCAGCAUGUCGGCCCCCCCUCCAUGAGGCUGAGCUUUGAGCUGCAGGAGGCGGUGGCUCCGUGGCUCGGGAACCUCCUGCUGAGGAGGAGGUGCAGCGUGGCCCACAGCCUGAGGAGCAGCCGCCCCCCCUCCUCCCCCCUCUUCCUGCUCCUCCUGCAGGCCAUGAGGGUGGACGCCACCGGCUGCAGGGAGGUGAUCCGGCAGAGGAGCAGCGGGGGGGUGCAGCUGGCCCCGCCCCCCUCUAGCCCCGCCCCCUCCCCCCGCGCCAACUUUGUGUCUGGGAUUCUGCAGCUGAGGAGCAUCAAGGAGGAGCAGCAGGAGAAACUGAUCCACACACAGACUCGCCCCAGGGGUCUCCUUCAGAGGCCUCCUCAGGCCAUCCUGCCCCCCUCCCCUCUGAACCCCCCCUUACCUCUGUUCUCUGUGCUACCGCUGCCCCUGAACGCCACACUCUUACCCCCCAGCCCAGCUCCCUGCCCGCCCCCUGUGGGCCGCAGUGAGGGUGUGAUGGUGGCCGGAGGGAGUCAGAAGACUGGAGCUCUGCAAGAGACCCAGGCUGAAGACGGACAGGAAGCGACCCCGCCCCCCUCCGUACCGACCAAUCAGCGCUCUGCUCCCUGUCCUCUACCUCCCUUCCCCGUCGAUCAUGAGUACGCCUCCUCUGUCCUCCCCCCCUGCUCACUGAAACCUGACUCCUCCACCACUGCCUCCCCUAGGAAGUGGGAGAUAGAGGGGGAGAUGAGCAGUGGGACAGGUGUGAUGAGUCAUCAGAAUGGGACAGGUGUGAUGAGUCAUCAGGAUGGGACAGGUGUGAUGAGUCAUCAGGAUGGGACAGGUGUGAUGAGUCAUCAGGAUGGGACAGGUGUGAUGAGUCAUCAGGAUGGGACAGGUGUGAUGAGUCAUCAGGAUGGGACAGGUGUGAUGAGUCAUCAGAAUGGGACAGGUGUGAUGAGUCAUCAGGAUGGGACAGGUGUGAUGAGUCAUCAGGAUGGGACAGGUGUGAUGAGUCAUCAGAAUGGGACAGGUGUGAUGAGUCAUCAGGAUGGGACAGGUGUGAUGAGUCAUCAGGAUGGGACAGGUGUGAUGAGUCAUCAGGAUGGGACAGGUGUGAUGAGUCAUCAGGAUGGGACAGGUGUGAUGAGCCAUCAGGAUGGGACAGGUGUGACCCCCCCCAGAGGGAAGAGGGUGAGGAACCUGACGCCGAGGGCCAUGGCUCUGCAGGAGGAAACCAGGGCCAAGGAUGAAGCCAGGAGAAAGAGGAGAGCUUCUUCUCCUCGUAAGAAGCGCUCCCAUUCCUCUAAACAGGAAGUGGUCCCAGUACCCCCCCUCCCCUUCUAUCUGCAGCCCAUGUUGGUGUUGACCCCCAAUGGGCUGGUCCAAAUGGCACAGGCCCCGCCCCCUGGCCCACAGCUAACACAGGCCCCGCCCCCUGGCCCACAGCUAACACAGGCCCUGCCCCUAACAAAGGCCCCGCCCCCCUUCCUCCAGCUAACACAGGCCCCGCCCCCUGGCCUACAGCUAAAACACGCCCCGCCCCCCUUCCUACAGCUAACACAGGCCCCGCCCCCCUUCCUACAGCUAACACAGGCCCCGCCCCCCUUCCUACAGCUAACACAGGCCCCGCCUCCUAGCCUGCAGCUAACACAGGCCCUGCCCCUCUUCCUACAGCUAACACAGGCCCUGCCCCUAACACAGGCCCCGCCCCCCUUCUUCCAGCUAACACAGUCCCAGCCCCCCGGCCUACAGCGAACACAGGCCCCGCCUCCUAGACUGCAGCGAACACAGGCCCCGCCCCCCUUCCACCAGUUAACACAGGCCUCGUCCCCCAUCAUUAAGCCCCUCCCCAACCACUUUCUGCCAUAUAAGGGCGCGGCGGUGCUGCAGUUUGACUCCUCCCUCAUGUUCCUGGAGUCGCAGGAGGAGGUGCAUGAUUGGCUGAGUGGGCGAGGGGGCGUGGCAGCUCCUGGGGGGCGGGGCCUCCCUUACCUACCGCCCUCUGUCAGCAGUGUGAGGUCACUCAGUGCGCUGCUGAGGGCCCGCAGGUCUCUGAACAGCUGCACGAAGCUGCUCAGCAGGAGGCCUACGCCCCGAGGCCCCCCCGCCACACCUGAGAUGGGAGGGGGGCGUCUGGGCUCCACCCUCCCCCUCAGAGACACGCAGGACGCUGCAGCCCCCUCCGUCCCCCCCGAGGAGGAGGCGGAGCUAGCGAAGAAGGCGGAGCUAGUGAAGGAGGCGGAGCUUGUGGCAGUGACACGUCAGCUGGUGGCAGAGCGUUUCUCAGGUAACCCCGCCUACCAGCUGCUGAAGGCGCGCUUCCUGUCCUGCUUCACUGUGCCCGCCCUCCUCGCCAGCCUGCAGCCAAUCACAAAGAAGACUGUGCCAGAGGAGGAGGAGGAAGAGGAGGAUGAGGAAGAGGAGAUAGAGGAGGUGUUGAAGAGGAUCAAAGGAGGAAAGAGGAGAGGAAGGAGAUCUGUCCUGCUGGAAGACGGGCCUGGAGCUCCAGCCAAUCACUUCUCAGGGAUCCAGACAAAUCCAGACCUUCAGGACACUGUCCACUGAGACCUCACAGAUAAAGUGUCCUCACAGGACUCUGUCCACUGAGACCUCACAGAUAAAGUGUCCUCGCAGGACUCUGUCCACUGAGACCUCACAGAUAAAGUGUCCUCGCAGGACUCUGUCCACUGAGACCUCACAGAUAAAGUGUCCUCACAGGACUCUGUCCACUGAGACCUCACAGAUAAAGU
Molecule: messenger RNA, 4615 nt
Organism: Trematomus bernacchii (emerald rockcod)
Lineage: Eukaryota; Metazoa; Chordata; Actinopteri; Perciformes; Nototheniidae
Gene: snapc4
Product: small nuclear RNA activating complex, polypeptide 4
Source: RefSeq, a predicted model, not a curated record